Molecule: messenger RNA, 2600 nt
Organism: Dendroctonus ponderosae (mountain pine beetle)
Lineage: Eukaryota; Metazoa; Arthropoda; Insecta; Coleoptera; Curculionidae
Product: akirin
Exons: 4
Coding region: 269-811 (180 amino acids)
Biological process (GO): positive regulation of innate immune response; positive regulation of transcription by RNA polymerase II
Cellular component (GO): chromatin; nucleus
Molecular function (GO): transcription coregulator activity
Source: RefSeq, a predicted model, not a curated record
AGUUUUGUUUUGUCACCUUGUCACUUAUUUCCUGUAGCUCACGCAUGAGCUCACGCCAUAUUGGUUCUUUGUAAAAAGCAGUAUAUUUACUAGUACCGAUUUUUCCAUAGUUAUUUAACGGGUCCGAUCUAUCAGUCACUUGAGUAUCCAGUUGAUUCAAUAGCAGGAAACAGAACAGUUUCGGGUACACUAUUGAAAACAAGUGAAGUUGCCAAGACUCCGCCAACGCCAAAGGUUUUGGUUUCUAACCGUUUUGAACUUACUAAAAAUGGCGUGCGCAACAUUGAAGAGAACUUUAGACUGGGAUUCGGUCCUAGGAGGAGGCCGGCCGACGAAACGAAGGCGUUGUACCCCAUUUUCCACCAGCCCCACUCACAGACCUGGCGAUCGGUCCUCAUCAAACAGUCCCUCAAGUUCGCCAAUGUGCAGUUCUCAAGCCUCAUUUUUUCCAGAUGUACUCAGCAAAAAACUCACUCGAGAGUAUAUGGCUGAAAAUAUUAAAGCCGAAAUAAAAAGGCUACAGAAACGAAAGCAAUUAAAAUUUCAAACGAUGGACAAUUCGGACAGUAGCGGAUGCGAAGAACAAGGUAGCAAGUCGCCGUCUCGAUCAGAGAAAGCUCUAUUCACAUUCAAACAGGUGGGCGUAAUUUGCGAACGAAUGAUGCGAGAAAGGGAGUCGGAAAUCCGGGAAGAAUACGACAAUGUAUUGACUAUAAAACUGGCCGAACAAUAUGAAUCCUUUGUCAAAUUUACGUACGAUCAAAUUCAACGUAACUUUAAUAGUCAGUCUACACCAAGCUAUUUAUCAUAAGAUGUGACAAGAAUCUGAAUAGCGCCACUUUGUGCUCUCGUCUAGUUCUGUAUAAUAAUAAUAAUAAUAAUAAUAUACAUCCAAUUAUACACGCGAAGAACAUAUAACGUCAAAACUGUAGCACGCAUCAGCCUGAUUGCAUAUAGUAUAUUUUGUGAUGACACCGCUGUGUGUGAGUCAAUAAAAAUGCCCUUACAACAGUUAAUAAGCAUUGUAAAUUAUUGUUCAGAUUAUGUAAGUCUCGGAAAAAAUUGUUAUAUCACAAUGUUGCAGCGACUAUUGCGUGCAACUGUUUUGUGCUUAUAUGAAUAGUAUACAAUUUCCUACCGAAGAUGCUGAUUGAAAUAUGCCUUGGACUGUAAACUUAAUAUUUUUGUCGGCAUUUUGUAUAUAUUAUUACAUUUUAUUUUGUAUUUUUUAUAGGAGUUUCAGAAUAAUAUAUUCGUUACUUUCGUGUACAUAUGCUUUCUUUUCUAUGGCAUUGCACAUGUUUUGAUGUGAUAUGUAUUUUGAUCGUCGAAGGUACGUGGUGUCAAAUACAGUUUAAGUGUUUUCUGAUCAUCAAGAAGUUAUGUGAGUAUUUUUCACAAAUUGAAUUUACAGACUUACUAAUUAAGUAUUUGAUAAGCAUGUGGUUUAGAACUGAAAAACAUUGGAUAUUUUAUUUAAGAGGUAAUUUAAAAAGACUUAGCAUACUUCAGUUUGUAGUAAUUGUUUAUUUAGCUUUUAAUAUGUAGGUUAGGUAUUUUAAUCUUUGGGGUAGUACCAUUAUAAGUCCGGUAUAAAUACCUAUUUUUUUAUAUUACCUCUUCAAUUUUCAACUGUGUCUAUAUAUAAAACUCUCAAUCUUUGGUCUUGGAAGACCGUUUUCAUACAAAUGUUGUAAAGUCUUCUAAUUGCCCUAAUUGCUGAAGUUUUUUUUUUUUAAUAAAACCUGUGAAAACUACGGAUUUGUUAAGGCAAGGAAUUUGUUUUCGUAUUGCCAUAAAACCCCCAUUUUUCUGUUUAAAAUGGCCCACUCAAUGUUCCAAUGUUUGCCAAUCGCGGCAGAUUAUUUGAAUGGGACAUUUUCACUACUCGAUAUAAAGCUUUUAGUAUAAGAAGUUUUGUAACUAUUUUUAAGACCAGUUGGAGAUGAAACUUGUUAGAUUUUAGCUGAUAUACCUAUUGAUUAUUAUUAUUAGGGAAAGCUAGAUUUAUCUCGAACACAUUAGGCUUAAAACUGUUUAUCUUUUAUCGCCAAAUACAUCGCAAAGCGGAGAAAAGCCAGUGAAAAUAUCUACUAAAAAUAAUUUGACUCUUGCAGUUUCAAUUGUAGAAAUCAAAGCCAAUAUUUCUCGUUCAUAUAGUAACAAUGAUGGUUAUUUUUGCAAGAUGGCAAUAUUUCAAGUGACUCUUCUACGCUUUUACGUAUUAAUAACUGGUAGGAAUUGGAUAUUUCACUUUCUGGUUGAAAUUGCAAUUAUCAAAAUUACUUUCUUCUUUACAUAACAAGAACCUGUAUUUGCAUAUUUUUGUGAAAAAAAUUGACUUUGUUAAUUCUACAUUUUUGUAGUGAAGUAAACGUUUUUUUUUGUUAAACGAUAAAUAAAUUAAAAACCAACAAGUUUAUAAGCCAAAUCCUACUUUGAAAAGAUUGAUGGCGUUUUUUUGUUAAGUACAUUUUUUUGUUGCUUCUGUUGAUCCAUCAUUUCAGCAACCGAUUUUCCGUGCUAAAUCACCUCGUAGGUCCUAAUUUCAUACUAACGAAAAUUUGUUUCAUUUAAUAAACGAUUGCUAUUGAAUAUUA